AUGGGCAAUCAGAGCUCCAAAGAAAAAAGUCCUACCUCACCCGUAGCAAAUCAUUCGUCGAGCUCAAAUUCCUCCACCGUAAAUACACGGAAGGAGAAGGAGCAUAGGGCUCCGACGUUACACAACAAUGCAACAAGACCACCACACCUCGAAAAACACUCUGCCAGCCCCUCUCCAUCGCAACGACCCCAAUAUCAAGACUCAAUGGGCAACGAUCAAUCGAAGCAAGCACCUCAGGAUGAAAAUAAGAAGGAAAAGUCCAGGACAACGGGGAAAUCAACGCCCGUCAAGGUCCCUCGCGGCUCUGAUCCAAGACGACAAAGAGGACCAGACUCACAGUUCGAAUCCUCUGGCCCUCCCAGAGAUCCCAAUUUCGUACCUCACUCAAACCUCAAUUUCCCCCCUCGGAUGCCCCUUCCCAUCGAGGAAGAGUUCCACGCUCCAUAUUCUCCAACGAUCGCACCUCAGGAAUUUUCUUCUUCUUUACACGAGGAAGACUUCGACGGCGCUAUACCCCGUCAAUCCUCUGUCAUAAGCAGCACAACACUCGAAGAAGAAGAAUUAGGCAAUGAGCUUCAGCCAUAUCCGUAUGAAGCGCCGCCUCAGGGGCUUGUACCAACUCGGCUGCAAUGGACGCAAGGUGGUGAUAGGAUCUAUGUCACCGGAACGUUUGCCGGUUGGAAUAGAAAGUUUCGCAUGAGCAGGGAUUCUACAACGGGACACCACGCGACAGUUCUCCAACUCCCACCAGGAACCCAUCAUGUUAAAUUCAUCGUCGACGGGGAGAUGCAGCUUUCCAAUGAACUGCCUACAGCUGUGGAUUACACCAAUAUCCUUGUCAAUUAUCUGGAGGUGAGUGCCGAUGACAUACCCAAGGGAUCUCCGGACGAGGGAAGGGUCCCACAAGGGUUUCAUCCGCCUCAAGUGCUUCCUCAAGUGCUCCAUGAAGGCACAGAAGCAAAAGACCAUGCACCGGAUUCUGUUGGUAAGACUCAGCUUGUCGAGGAGGAGCAAAAGGUGGAGCCAGUCUUCUGGGGGAAGGUUGUACCCAAGUACCUUCAUGAUAUCGACCUAUCGGAGCAAUCCAGACGCUAUCAGCGAGCUGCACGAGGUGUCUCCGAUUUCUCUGCGCCUCCAGGGUUACCACUGUUUCUCGGUAAAUCAAUCCUCAAUGGCACAACUCCCAUGAAGGAUGACAGUAGCGUCUUGAAUAUGCCAAAUCACACCGUCUUGAAUCAUCUAGCUACGAGCAGUAUCAAGCACGACGUACUUGCUACAAGCAUUACUACUCGCUAUAAGCGGAAGUAUGUGACAACGAUCGUAUACAAGCCCACUGAAGAGUAG
Molecule: messenger RNA, 1344 nt
Organism: Letharia columbiana
Lineage: Eukaryota; Fungi; Ascomycota; Lecanoromycetes; Lecanorales; Parmeliaceae
Exons: 3
Coding region: 1-1344 (447 amino acids)
Biological process (GO): signal transduction
Cellular component (GO): cytoplasm; nucleus; nucleotide-activated protein kinase complex
Molecular function (GO): protein kinase binding
Source: RefSeq, a predicted model, not a curated record